AUGACAAUGAUGAUAUCAAAUCUUCCAAGAGAUUUGGUGGAAGAGAUCCUCUCUAGGGUUCCAUUGCUUUCUAUGAAAGCAGUACGACAUACUUGCAGAAACUGGAACGUUCUUACCAAAAACCAUAGCUUUGCAAUUAUGCACAUUGGCAAAGCAGCAGCAAGAGAAAAGGAUUUUCUGAUGAUCACGGAGGAUUGUGGGGUGGAUUUGGUUAGCAUCAAUCUCCAUGGAAUCGGCAACAACGUUGAUCUAUCCAUAAAGCGUAAAGGUACACUUGUUAGCCAAGAAAACUCAGCUAAAGUAUUGAAUAUAUCUCAUGUGUUCAACUGCAACGGUUUAUUGGCAUUGCUAAGCUCGGAUACUGAACUAGUGGUUUGGAACCCUUAUUGGGGAAAAACAAGAUGUAUCAAACUCGGUAAUAAUAUCCAGAUACCAUUCAGUUUUGCUUUAGGAUACGACAAGUCCAGCGGUAGCCACAUGAUCUUUAAGAUUUUCAAUCACGGCGUGGAAAUCUACGAUUUGAAGUCAAACUCUAAUUCAUGGAAGGUUCUUGAUGACGCUCUUGAUAGGGAUAUAAAACUGUUGGCUAAACCAGGUGUGUCUUUAAAAGGAAAUACUUACUGGUUUGCUAUAGAUAACGACCAAGAAGGAUUUAGUAUUAUUACCCUAGUCUGUUUUGAUUUUACAAGAAAAAGAUUUGGACCGCGUCUGCCUCUACCUUUUCAUUGUGAGCAUGCUGCUUAUGUUUCUCUAGCUACGGUUAGAGAAGAGAAGCUUGCUGUAUCAUCACAUCGGUGGAAUGACUUUAAGAUUGAGAUAUGGGUUACGAGUAAGAUUGAGCCCGAUGCGGUGUCGUGGAGCUGCUUCUUGAAAUUUGAAAUAAUGCUACUCUUCGAUCGGUUUAAAGUUGAGAAUUUCUUUAUUGACGAGGAGAAGAAGGUCGCUGUGGUUUUUUAUGAAACCUACUCGAAGUUUAAAUCUUGCUGCAUCAUUGGAGAGAAAGCUUUUCUCAGAAGUGUGUAUCUCACAAACUCUACAGACAUACAACUUUGCCGGUUAGUAAGCUCUUAUGUUCCAACUCCUGUGCAAUUAGUCUAA
Messenger RNA from Microthlaspi erraticum, 1098 nucleotides. The record is from the annotation of a GenBank genome assembly. NCBI's taxonomy places the organism in Eukaryota, Viridiplantae, Streptophyta, Magnoliopsida, Brassicales, Brassicaceae.